UUGUCCGUUUAACCAGAGGUGACGAUGACUUCAUUUCUCUUCCUCUAUCUAUCCUCUCCACCACUUCACUUCUCUCUGUUUCUCUCAAUUUUAAUAUGGAGCUAUGCUUCUCUGCAAAAUCCCAUUCCUUAACCCCAGUCUCUGGAGCUCAAAUCUCUACUAAAUCGUCUAUUCGUAAAGAAUUCCUUGGUUGCUCUCACAAUCUCAGGCCUCCUGGUGGACCUAUUCGGGGAAGCAAAUGCAGUAAGCUUAGGAUUCGUCGAACCCAAUCUCAAAGUUUCUUAAUCAACGCGUCUUUUGGUUCUGAUUCUGUUCUUGUUGUGGUUGCUGUUUCUACUCUCUCUGCUCUCUCUUUUGCUUACCUGAAUCAGCACUUAACUAACCGUAACAGCUACAAGAAGAGUUCUAAAGAGGAUUUGGGUUCCCCUAGUGUUGGACUAUCUCACUUACGCAGAAAUAUUGUGAACAUUGUUGGAAGACCGUUUUUGGAUGUUGGGGAUUCUCACAGGGGGACCCUUGCAGCACAAAGCAAGGAUUUGGCUGGGAGUAACAAAGAAAAUGGCUAUGCCAUUGAAGGGAAAGAGACCCAUGUUCAAGUUCUCGAGGAUACUGUGACAAGUUACAGUUCUCUUCUAGUUCAAACAACAGAAUCUUCCAAUGCUGAUUUUUCAGUUUCUAGUGGUUCUACUUAUGUGGUUCCAAAAGAGCCUGAACCUCCACUUUCUUCAAUUCCUGAAUCAGGAAGUAUCAAACCACUUGUGUUUGCUAGAGGAAUGUCCAAGUUGACAUUACAAAAAAGCAAUAAUGAGAUUGACGGUGAUUCUGCAUUUCCUCAAGUAAUGACGGAGCAAUCUGAUACUACUUCGCCUUCUGUAUAUUCUCAAGCUGGCAAAAAUGUUGACCUUACCAGCUAUUAUGGUAUCUCUGAAGAAUCAGAUAGAGAGGAUCUUUACACAUUUUAUGAGGAAAACAAAUCUGUUGUGAAAUCACCAUUAAACUUGAAUGGUUCAAGAACAGUAUGUUCUCGUGCCUCCUCUCCCAUUGGCAAUAGCUUUUCUUCCUUGAAGGUGAAUGCCAUAGUAAAAGAGGUCGAAUUGUCACUGCAGCACUCCCCCCAGAUUGCAGAGUCCGUUGAAAGAAAAGUACGUCUAGCACCAUAUGAAAGAGUUUCUUCCCGCAAAAAUGAAAAUACAGGAAGGAGAGGAUUUCCAAGAGACAAGGAAAAAGGACAUCUGAUUCAAGAUAACCAUAAAAAACUACCUGAUUUUCCCUACCCAAAUGUCAUACAUGCUACCGACAAAGACCAUCCUCCAGAGCAAGUCCAUGCUUACAAUCGUUUGCUAAGAGAUGGAAGGUUAGCAGAGUGUGUAGAUUUGCUGGAAGAUAUGGAAAGAAGAGGCUUAUUAGAUAUGAGCAAGAUUUAUCAUGCCAAGUUUUUCAAGAUCUGCAAGAUUCAAAAGGCUGUUAAGGAAGCUUUUCGCUUCUGCAAGUUGGUUCCUAACCCAACCUUGAGUACCUUUAACAUGCUCAUGUCUGUGUGUGCAAGCUCACAAGACUCAAAGGGAGCUUUUGAAGUUCUACAACUUGCUCAGGGAGCUGGAUUGAAAGCUGAUUGUAGACUUUACACUACUCUAAUAUCAACCUGUGCUAAAAGUGGAAAAGUUGAUGCAAUGUUUGAAGUGUUUCAUGAGAUGGUUAAUGCUGGAGUUGAACCAAAUGUUCAUACAUAUGGAACACUAAUUGAUGGCUGUGGCAGAGCAGGACAAAUGGCUAAGGCAUUUGGUGCUUAUGGGAUAAUGAGAUCCAAGAAAGUGAAGCCAGACCGAGUUGUCUUCAAUGCACUUAUCACUGCAUGUGGUCAAUCGGGAGCUGUGGAUCGUGCCUUUGAUGUGUUAGCAGAAAUGAGGGCUGAGACACAGCCUAUUGAUCCUGAUCACAUUACUGUUGGUGCAUUAAUAAAUGCAUGUGCAAAGGCUGGUCAGGUUGAUCGGGCAAAAGAAGUAUAUAACAUGAUGCAUGAAUUUGACAUCAAGGGCACUCCUGAGGUUUAUACAAUUGCUGUUGAUUCUUGCAGCCAGACUGGGGAUUGGGAGUUUGCACGCAGUGUGUAUGAUGACAUGAAAAGGAAAGGCGUGGCCCCUGAUGAGAUGUUUCUCAGUGCACUGAUAGAUGUGGCGGGCCAUGCUGGAAUGGUGGAUGUUGCAUUUGAUAUCUUACGGGAAGCCAAGAUUCAAGGAUCACAACUUGGAAUUAUACCAUAUAGUUCACUGAUGGGAGCUUGCAGCAAUGGCAAAAACUGGCAGAAGGCACUGGAGCUGUAUGAUGAUAUGAAGUCCAUUAAAUUAAACCCAACAGUCUCGACCAUGAAUGCUUUGAUCACUGCCCUGUGUGCUGGGGAUCAACUACCUAAGGCUAUUGAAGUUCUGUCAGAAAUGAAGAGUUUUGGCUUGUGCCCAAACACUGUUACAUACUCCAUACUCUUAGUGGCCAGUGAGAGAAAGGAUGAUCUAGAGGUUGGGCAAAUGCUUCUUUCACAAACCAAAGAAGAUUGUGUUGCCCCUACUCUCGUUAUGUGCAAAUGCAUAAUUGGUAUGUGCUUGCGGAGAUAUGAGAAGGCUUGUGCUCUUGGACAGAAUGUUUUGCCUUUUGACUCAGGACGGCGGCAAAUAAAAAAUAAAUGGACAUCAAUGGCCUUGAUGGUCUACCGUGAAACAAUUGCAGCUGGUGAGAAACCUACAAUGGAUGUUGUUUCACAAAUUUUGGGAUGCCUGAAGCUCCCUAGUGAUGCUUCACUGAAAACCAGAUUAGUUGAAAAUCUUGGAGUUACUGCUGACUCAUCAAAAUAUUCUAACCUCUGCUCAUUGCUGGAUGGAUUUGGAGAAUAUGAUCCUUGUGCUUUUUCAUUGCUUGAGGAAGCUGCUUCUCUUGGAAUCAUUCCAUGUGUAUCCUGGAAAGCAAGUCCCAUCGUUAUUGAUGCCAAAACUUUGCAAAUUCAUGUUGCAGAGGUCUACCUCUUAAACAUUUUGAAAGGUCUCAAGCAUCGUCUUGCUGCUGGUGCAAAGUUGCCCAAUGUAACCAUUUUAUUGCCUAUAGAAAUGACAAAAGUCAAGAUUCUUGAAGGGGAAAAAAUGAUCAACCUUGCGGGAAGGCUUGGCCAGGAGGUUGCAUCUCUAUUGAGAAGGCUAGGGUUGCCUUACCAAGGGAAUGAAUCAUAUGGGAAGAUUAGAAUCAAUGGGAUUUCCAUAAGAAGAUGGUUUCAACCAAAGCUUUCUUCUCCUUUCAGUAGAAAACCGGGAGAGUUGAGCUCAUCCCAGUCGAGAAUAGGGAAAGGGAUCAUUCAUCAGCAGCGUAAUAUUCGAACCGGCAAUUUAUCUUUGGAAUAAGAGGAAGCAUAUUUAUUGCUGCUGAUAGGGAAACAAAUUUAAAGGAAUGAGUUAUACAAGUUCUUCCCUAGCAUGAGAUGACAUAUCAGUUUUAUGGAUGACUUAGUCUCAUUAUUAUGCCACGGCAAAAUUGCUGCCCUGGUCUUGGAUGGCUUUUGGAAAAUUUCGAAGAGAAAUUGAGAUCACCUUCUGUCUGAAGAUGUGGGAUACCUCCAGAGCAAUGUAAAUGCAGUAAAUAUAGCCUAAGAUUAUACCAUUUUCCGGCUGAAAUAAAAGAGUGUUGCAAUCUACGGUCACUCUUUGUGUCCAUUUUGAAGAGAAAAAAACAACACGUCCAUGCCUGCAAGCUGCAACGUGAAAGUGAGUGCAAGACUAUGAAAAUUGUUACAUCACAUAAUGUAUAAUAAUGACUGCCACUUGUACUAAGAAGACAUCAUCUGCCAAUGUACAUUGUCAAAUUUGAAGAUAUUAUCACAUAAUGUAUAUCGUUUUGCAAAUGCACAAACCAUAGUAGCCAUUUUCGGGUGAGUUUCAUAGUGUUAAGAACUGCAGAAAUGGAUACAAGUGAUAUCUAGUAAGAAUAUAAUAACCUUGUAAUAAUACCGCGUUUGUUUACUGAUGAAAUAAUAGUGAAUUUGGAACA
Hevea brasiliensis (rubber tree) is the source of this 4026-nucleotide messenger RNA. RefSeq names its product pentatricopeptide repeat-containing protein MRL1, chloroplastic. The record is from RefSeq and is a predicted model, not a curated record. Gene Ontology annotation, molecular function: protein binding. The transcript is spliced from 19 exons. Lineage: Eukaryota; Viridiplantae; Streptophyta; Magnoliopsida; Malpighiales; Euphorbiaceae. Bases 96 to 3383 code for a protein of 1095 amino acids.